This is a messenger RNA of Leptopilina heterotoma, 8956 nucleotides long. It is a transcript of the gene htt, whose product is annotated as huntingtin. Lineage: Eukaryota; Metazoa; Arthropoda; Insecta; Hymenoptera; Figitidae. The record is from RefSeq and is a predicted model, not a curated record. Bases 141 to 8750 code for a protein of 2869 amino acids. The transcript has 14 exons. Gene Ontology annotation, cellular component: nucleus; cytoplasm.
UGUCGCGUUGUCAACAAACGACCUUCACACAUGUGUUAAAUUUUUAGAAAGCUUUCAUUAUUAAUCAGUCUAAUGUGCCAAUCGAGUGUAAAAAUGGAUAAAAUUUAUUUCACACACUUGUAAAUGAGAAUUUAAUCAAAAUGACAACUUUAAAUAUUAUUAUUAAAGCGGUAGAGACAUUAAAAAAUUUUCAAGAACAGGAAUCAGCUGAUUCGGAUUUUGGUGCCAGGAAAAAGGAGAAAAUAUCGAAUUGUAUAACAAUUGCCGAUGGAGUGUGUAUAUCGACAAUUAAAGUUGUUCCAAAAUUUACUCAUGUCCUUAGUCUUGCAAUUGAAACACUUUUAUCGUAUUGCGAUGAUAAUGAUUCCGACGUCCGAACCGUGGCGGACGAAUGUCUCAACAAAAUUAUUAGGGCGAUGGCCGAUACUCAUAUUUUGAAAGUACAAAUUGAAUUGUAUCAAGAAAUAAAAAGAAAUAGAUCUGCCCGAUGUUUGAGAGCGGCGUUAUGGCGUUUUGGAUUACUCAGUCAUAUGAUUCGGGCAGCAAGGGGCAAAGCAUAUGUUACAAAUUUGAUUCCUUGCAUUGUAAACAUUAUGAAAAGAAAAGAGGAAUCUGUCAUUGAGACGUUGACUCAGUCGUUGCCGUUAAUUUUGAAAUCCCUUGGACCAUUUAUGACCGACAAAGAUGUUAAGAUAUUGUUAAAAGCAUUUUUUCCAAAUGUUUCAUCAACUGAAGCCACACUGAGAAGAUCCGCUGCCAAUAUGAUAGUGACAACAUGUUUGAAUUGUCGUAAACCGCAAAAUUUUUUGAGUUACGUGAUGGAUAAUCUCAUUGACACAGCAAUACGUGUUAUUGAAACCGAUAAAGAAUGCAUGACAACAGUUCUUGGAAUUUUCAAUUGUUUUCAAUUAAUGUUGCCUCACAUGAAUGUGCCAUUGGUAACUGAAUCAGAGAAUGCGCAUAGACUGGAAAAUUUUCUACAAAUUUAUGAAUUAUGUUUACAUUAUACAAAAUGGCAUUCGAAUCAUAAUGUCAUUAAUUCGGCCUUAGAGACAUUAAUUAAACUUCUUCAAUCACCACAAAAGGAAUUUUUGUCCGUUUUACUCUCAUCGGAUGGCAUUGGUCAUAGUCGAAUUUUUCUCACUGAAAAUUCGGGAAGACUUUCAUUGGGACAUAUGAGUCUUUCCACUACCACAGUAUCGGGAGGAACAUCGGAAGUUCCUUUAAAUUUACUAGAUUCGGAUUUAUCAGAAAUUUCGGAUAUUACACCAAAAAUACAAAAGUGGAUUGCUGAGUCGGAAAAUUCUCUGCCUGUUAUUCAUCGGUCACCGAAACAAGUUCCCAAUGACUCUGUUGAAAUGACAACGAAAAUAUUGGACGAUUAUAAUAAUUUGAAAAUCGGAACUAUUGGAAAUGAUGAUCUGGACGAUGGAAGUGAUUUUGGCAGUGAACUUGAAAAAUCGGAGAAGGUUUACGAUUCGAGUGUAAUGAGUCAACAUUCGAGGGAGGAGGAAUUUUUGGACGAUACUUUAACAUCGUUGGAUUCACCGCAAAGAAGUUUGGUGAAUGUUUCACUUCCUGAAUUUGAUAUCGGUCGACUGAAUGGAACGGAUGUUUCGUUAAAAUACUGUUGUCGUUAUUUGGCAUCGUCAUUUUUAUUGACAGGCAAAGUCGGUCAAUUAAUAACCGAUAAAAUGUUUCGCGUGAGCGUUAAAUCGCUUGCACUCACCUGCAUUUCUCAUAUUUUAAGGAUAUAUCCAAGUCUAUUAUUUUCAACGGUUGCCAGAACAUCGACGGACGAAUAUCAACAGACAAUGUCCGAUAUUUUGCUGUACGCGAAACAUUCUGAUCCACAAUUGAGGGGCAAUGUUUCAAUGAUUAUUGGCUUCUUUUUAAGAGCAAUGCUGGCUGAGAAUUAUGGUACAUUCACAAGUACGGAAGUUAAGGAUUUUGAAAUUCAAAAUAAGAGGCCAGAAUUUCUCGCUGAACUGAUCAAUUUAUUGUUGAUGGGACUGGAGGACGAGUCGGCGGCGACGUGUCGACAGACUUUAAAUGCUCUUGGUAUUUUUAUGACUGAUCUUUUAGAAUCUGUGGAAAAUCAACGAGCAAUAGUGAUAUUGAAUUUGCUUCCGCAAAUUGUAAAUAAUCCCUAUUUUCUAGUUAGAGUAAAGCUAGUUGAACUUUUAAGUGAGCUGCCCUACAUUACCAUAGAACACGCAACAAAUAGUACUCAAUUUCAAGAAAACGUGAUUUCCGUUUUUACUCAAUUGCUAGGUGAUCAGGAUCAACGAGUUCGAUCUGCAGUUAGCGCCGCUAUUACCAAAAUAAUUCCAUUGUUGUAUUAUCAACAACCACAGGAGGACGCAGUGACGAGGAAAGCAUCACUGCACACAGAUCAGUAUUUAUCGACAGUAAUUUACGAAUCUUUGGAAUUAUCAGCGUGCUUCGCCGAGCAUAAACUCUUAAUGAAUAGCUUGAUCAAGCCUUUCGUAUCACUAUGCGCAUCAAAAGAAAUGCACUAUUCGGAAAAAAUCGAUGACGCUUUAUCGCGAAUAGUGAAUCUUCUGAUCGAUCAACUCAAUACAUUUCAAUCAAAACAUUUAACGUACGGUAUUUUUGAAUCACUGAGUCUAUUAAGUGAGACUUAUUUCACGACCGUCUAUUCAAGAGCCUGGGAUUGUAUUCUAUCGAAAAAUUCCUCCAAAAAAACGCAUAAAAAAUCAUCCAGUAAAUUGGAUCUCAAGGAAAUAAAUUUAGCCAGUGACAUGAUUUUAUCAAGUGGAAAUAGUUUAUUAUCAAUAUCAAUUGUCCUCCUCUCGUCAUUGCCCGUGAGUUUAGAUCUCGCUCUACACAGGAAUUUAUUGACACUAGCUGGAAAUCUCGCGUCAGGAAUGGCUGUUUGCAAUUUAAAGCCCGGCGAUCCGAUCAAUAAGAAUGAAACUGAUUCGGCGAAGCUGUGGGGUUUGUAUAAAGAUAAACAGAUGUAUCAACAUUUGGAAUUAUUAUUGAAUCACGUUGUGAGACUUUUGAAUGUUUUUGUUCACGUUAUCGAUGAUAUUCAAUUGGCGCCACCUGCGAGUAAAUCCUCUCUUCCAUCGUUACCGGGCGCACAAUCACUGUCGCCAAAGAAGAAAUUAAUUCCCGAACAUAAAUCAAAGGAGCGAAUGGAGAAAUUCCCGACAUUGAGAUUUGGAAAAGAGCAGAUGGGAGUGUUUCACAAUAUGACGCACUAUGUGAAAUUGUACGAGAUUCUUCGUAAUGCGCACGCGAAUUAUAACGUGACGUUAAUAUCCGAGGCUAGUGAAAUGUACCUGUCGUUAUUGAACGCAACACUGCAGGUACUUUCGCAAUUACUCGAGAUGGCAACUCUGAUCGAGGCGGGAAGAAUUGCGGAGGAGAUUCUACACUAUUUGCAAACGACAAUGUUACUCUCGCCGACAAAAUCGGUGCAGUGUGUCCAGCAACUGUUGAAAUGUCUCUUUGGAACGAAUCUCUGCGCCCAGUGGCAGGACUUCGAUAAGAGAAACACGAAUAUGAAUCAUCGAGACGAUGAUCGUGGUUUCUAUAAUCAGUGUUUUCAGAAGACUUCUAGACAAUUAGCCGAGACGAUAAAAAUAAUAGGGAAUAAUUGCCGGGGGGGUAAUGAUCCCGACACGGGGUGGAUUGGUCUACUUCGAAGAAGGAGUGAUCGGAAAAUCACGUCUGUCUUUAAAAGUCUGACGAAGACACAGGAUAAGAAAGCAUCUGUCGCGUCCUAUAUUCGAUUGUUCGAACCAAUGGUUAUCAAAUCGCUGAAGCAGUACUCGAUCACAAGUUCCAUACCUCUUCAGUGUCAGGUUCUGAUGCUACUCAGUCAGCUAGUUCAGCUGCACAUUAAUUAUUGCAUGUUGGAUUCGGAUCAGAUAUUUAUUGAUUUUGUCAUAAAGCAAUUUGAGUUUAUUGAAGAGGGACAGAUACAGCAGACGGAGAAGUUACUGCCGAGGAUAUUUGAAUUUUUAGUGCGCCUCUCGUAUGAGAAGUAUCAUUCGAAGAAUAUUAUUGGUGUGCCGAAGAUAAUUCAGUUGUGCGAUGGACUGAUGGCGAGUGGACAAUCGCCAUUGACGCAUUGUAUUCCGGCUCUGGUACCGGUUGUGGAGGAUAUUUUUCUGUCGAGGGGCUCGAGUACGAAUUUGUCGGAGCAAAAGGAACUGGAGACGACACACGAGGUUUUGAUAUCGAUGCUGUUGAGAUUGGUCGAGUAUCAUGAGGUUAUUGAACUUGUGACGUUAUGCUUGACAGAGUGUCGAUCGAAUAGUGACGGGAAUGGAGAGGAGAAGUGGAGAAGAUGGUCUCGGUCGGUGAUGGAGACACUUUUGCCAAUGUUGGCGGCGGGGAAGGUGAGAAUCGAGUCUAAAGAGGCACAUGCGGCGGUGGUAAAACUUUGCGCCACGGUUUCGCCGACUGUUUUUCGACCCGUCGAUCCGCUGCUGAAGGUACUUUUGACGAAUCCGCCUUUGAUGGGGGAUAAAUUGGUGAGGUUGGAAAGAUGGUUGGGAAUGGUGAAUAUUAUUUUUUUGUGCUUGAUUUCUUAUGCGAAGGAGGAGGCGAUGUUGGCGAGAUUGUCGGAUCUUAGUCCGAAUAUCAGUGAUUUGUCGGAUGUUGUCCUACUGCCGGAGGUUUUGCAACAGAGUCGGGAUCCUUUGAAUGCGCUUGGGAAUCAGUUGGUUGAAUUGCAGCCCGAAAGGAUUUUGGCUCGUUUCAUUUUUCGUGUUAUCAAGAUCAUUGGGGCGAGACUUUCGGAUUUGAAAGUAUCUACGCUGAGAUGUAAUCAGGAGACGAAUGAGUAUUUUGUCCAUCAAUCGGCUUUGUUUUUGCAGCUCUGUAUUCAUAUGUUCGAGUCUGGAAGUCAUUGUAAAGUGGCGAAUGCAACGGUUCAGAUGAUUCUUGGGAGGAACGUUUCGAAUGAGGAGAGGAUUUUUGUCUGUGAUUUGAAUAAAUUGAUGUUGAACAUUGGGAAUUAUUGGCCGAUAUUAACGUGUCAGUGGGCGUACCUGAUGACGUUGUUAAGUUACAGUGAGAUGGAUUUCUGGUCCGAGGUGAUGGGAAUUGAAAAAUCGAGUCCAUUUUCGAAGAGAGGGAAAGAUUCAAAGACGAGUGUGAUUAAUAUGAACAUAGUGCGAAGAGGAGGGACGAUAUUGUUUUGCGAUUACGUUUGUGAGAAUCUGAAUGAUGCGGAGCCGUUGACCUGGCUUUUGGUGAACCAUAUCGAGGAGACGAUUCAUUUGGCAACUGAACCACCGGUUCGGGAGCUUGUCGCCGUGGCAGUGCAUAGAAAUUCGGCAGCCAGUGGUCUGUUGAUUCAGGCGAUCGCUACGAAGUGUUUGGACCUAUCGCGACCGACUUUUGUCAAGAGAUUAUUGUUGUGUGUCGAAGGGGCCCAUCAUUCUCAGAGUGGAUCGGUGAUUAUUGCUCUUAUUCCUCGAUUAUUGACGACGAAAUUCUUGGCUCUGUCGAGAAUGGCAGCGAAUAUCUUGAGUCGAAGAGUGGAAAUUUUGCUGACAUUGAGUGUCGAGGAUGUGAACGAACAAUUGCCGAAGGAGGAAUUUAUGCGAGUGAUGGAGAUUUUGAAAGAGACGAAAUUGGCGAGAAAGUACGGAGGUCUCGUGAGUUUGUUGAACAAACUCGGCGAGCAAUAUUACGAUCUGUCACCGUUGAUGCUCGAUCAGUGUCGCUCUUUCAAUCCGUCGACGAUCAAAAAUAUUCAGAUCGAUCGCAAUUGGUUUUUGUCGCAGGUGAAAAUACGGUGUUGCUACUCGAAUAGCGGUUUUUCGGAGUCGGCACAACUUUUAAGUAAUCUAAACUACGAAGAGUGUGUCUCUAUCUUCUCUUCCAAGGACUUCAGUAUAAAGAUUUUGAAAGAAUGCAUAAAAAUAGGAGUUAGAAGCACUGUCACAAUGUGCCAAGAACAAGAGUUUAAUUCUUCUGGGAAAGUUUUUGACUUUAUUGAAAGUCCUCUUUAUUCAGCAGCUAAGGAAUCACUACUGCAGCAUGUGAAGAAUCUCAACGAACUGAUUCCUAAACCGCAUUCUAUUUUCGAUCCCCAAAUUUCGUCGAAAUAUGUGACAAAAUUCAAUGAACUGAUGGAAGACACACUCUAUCGGGAGGUACUUUUCGCGGUAGUGCCAGGAAUAGUGACUUAUUUCGAAACUUUGGAGAAAUUGACAAAAUUUAAUUUGGCAACAAUCGAGGGAAAGUUCGAGGAGGAUUUGUGUAAAUUCGCCACUCUUUGUUUGGAGACCAGUCAUUGGAUUAUAGAAAACCAUGAAAACGGGAGGAAAAAAUUGGAACCGUCGGAAAUUGCAGUGUGUCUCAAUUGUGCGAGGGAAAUUAUGAAAAAUUACAAUCUGAGUAAAAUUGUAGGCAAGGAUACACAUUAUCAUCGAGUUUGUUCAAUGACGAUAUCACUAAUGAGAAUUGUCAAUCAUUUUCACAAGACUAAGAAGACACUCCCUUGUAUCGAAAAACGGGGAUUGGAGACAGCUCUCAAGAGUGACGAUACGAAAAUACUCGCUGAAAGUUGUCUAAGAAUGGCGACUCUAGUAUCCUGGUUGGAGGAAUCAACAGAGAGAAUAAUUCCCGAUUUCUUGUACGAACCGAUUGAGAGUUUAAUUGUAAGUGUCAGUCGACUGCCUUUGGUGAAUUCUUUCGUUUUAACACCGCCCUUGGUUUGGAAAUACGGAUGGCAAAUGACAGGCACCGGCGAUACAAAGUGUAAUUUUCCCUUACUCUCCUCCGAAGGGGAUUUAAUUCACGAAAUUGAAAUUCUCGAGCAAUUUGUAUUUCGAGUGACACUACUGGGUUGGACCUCACGUUUGCAAUUUGAAGAAAUUUGGAUGGUAUUCCUGAGUGUAGUGAAUAUUCUCCAAAAUGAUGAUAUUGCACCAGAAGAUAUUAAUGUUUUUUGUCAAGUGACAAGUCUAGCGGUACAAGCAAUAACGAGAUUAUUAAUGCAAACUUUAUUGCUACCAUGUCCGGGUAAUCCGACAAAUAGUCGUCUCAUUCAUCAUUCGAGAGAUCCACAAUUGGCUCUUUAUAAAAUAAGUUCACAGAAAUUGUAUCUCGUGCAGGAUUUACUUGUUUGGAAGUACGAGUGUAUGAAUGAUUUUAAAAAUACUCGUGGUUUAUGUUUGGAUAAUAUAUUUUCAAGGGGGAAUAUUGAGAGAGUGACGAAUGGAGAGAAUUUGAGUUACAGUCAAUUGUCAGUGGCGUAUUUGUGGUCAUUGUGCUAUUUGCAUGAGGAUAAAUUGUGUUCAUCGGUUCUCACUCUCAAGAAUCGAAGGAAUGAUGCUUUGGUGUCGUCGGCACUUGAUAUUGAUUCGUGUUUAAGAUUUCUUUUGGAAUUAUACACGUCGUGGAUAAGUCCUCAAGUGAAAAUUCCCCUGCGACUUUUGAAGGAAGUCGUUCAAUCGAUAUUGGCAAUUUCGGAAUUGUUUGUCGAGAGAGCGCAAUAUAAAUGGAUGUUGGACUCGUGUUUCGAAUUGUUGAAAAAGCAUCCAGUUGAAGAUGAAAUAUUACAUCAGUAUCUAGUCAUCGCUGUCUGUAAAGCUGCUGCCGUCCUGACGCCUUUGGAUAUGGAAAACUUGGAGAGGAUUAAACGCUUAUUAGAUGGAAGUCUAAAGUCUGGAUUUUUGCCUGCGAGAAUAUCGGCAUUGCAUGGAAUGCUGUACCUCUUGCAAAGUGCUGUAUUGGCGAAUUGUGAGGACACAAAGAGUAUUGUACAUCCAUUGGCAAUAGAAUAUAUUCAAAAACAUAUUGACGUUCAAGAAUCCGAGAGAGUUCCACUUCAAAGUGAAUCGCAUCAAGGAAUACUGUGGGCGUUAGUGUUCUUUUUAUUGGAGCACGCUGACGAUACACCAGAGGACGGAGAAGCGCCGGCAGUCUUGGAACUUGUUCUCACUCUAGUCACAACUCAAAAUAUUUCAACCACACUUCAUCAAACGUUACUGAAGGGCUUGGAAAGGUUGGUCGCAACAAGAAGUGUAGUUGGCAAAGUUACGGAGCAAAUUGUCAAAAUUGCUAUCGAUCGUUUGAAACAAAGUAAUGCACUACUUGCACUGCCUGCAUUACAAUUAAUGUUGACGUGCAUGUAUACAGAAGCGGCUGAUAGGUUUAAUCAGCCAGAUAUUGAGGAACCAUUACCUGAUCAAGAGCCGGAAGCUUUAGUUAGAUCGAUUGAGAGAACGUCAGCGAUAUUUGAUAAGAUUAAGAAGGGUUAUCCUAUGGAAGUUGAAAUUCUUUGUACAGUACUUUCCGGCGUUCUGAGCGAUUUCUUCCCACCCUCGGAAAUCUUAACUAAAGUUAUUGGAGAGUUCCUUUCGCCACAGCAACCACAUCAGAGAUUAAUGUCGGCUGUGGUUUUUAAGGUCUGCGAGAGAGCUUGUAAUAGCGCUCAAUUAAGUUUACUUCAAGACUGGGUAGUUUUCAGUUUACCGAAUUUUAUACAAAGUUUGCCGGUUGUAUUAUCGACUUGGUGUUUAUCCUGUUUCUUCAUCAGCACCUCAACAAACCAAUGGCUCAGAUCUCUAUUUCCACACGUUCAAUCUAGAAUUGGUAAAUUCGAAUAUGAAGAUAAAAAACUCCUCUGCAUAGCUGCAUCAGAUUUCUAUUCCAAGUUAACUAGUGAAACUCAAAAGAGAACUUUUGUGGAAACCUUCGAAGAGGUUGCAAAGGAACCAGGAAAUCCGUUUGUUGACAUUUUAGCAUCCCUCUGAAACAAAUAAGAAUAAUUUAUUCUACCUCCUGUAAAUUUAAAGAAGAAAAUUAUAUAACUAUUGAGUUUAAAUGGUGCUUAUAUCUAUUUCCAGUUAUAUAUUUCCAAGAGUGUAUAUUUAUAUGUAUAUAAUAUAUAAUAUAGAAAAAGAAAAUUAAUGUAAAGAAGACUUAUUGUCUUUAUUAUAAUUAUUAUAAAAAGACAAGA